Molecule: messenger RNA, 918 nt
Organism: Fusarium subglutinans
Lineage: Eukaryota; Fungi; Ascomycota; Sordariomycetes; Hypocreales; Nectriaceae
Exons: 2
Coding region: 1-918 (305 amino acids)
Source: RefSeq, a predicted model, not a curated record
AUGAAGCUGUCGACCAUUCUUCCCGUUUCUGGUCUCCUAGUGUCCUUUUGCCAGGCUCAGGCUGACCCCAAUACCCUGGCAAGGUACAAUCCAGCCAAUAGGACAAUGUCAGCCAAUACCACAUACUGCCUUGUCCCUAUCAGCAAAUCUCUCGUCAAGACCAUAACUGGAUAUGAUCCUUUAAGCAUCGACACUAGCAUCUUGCCGUCUUUCCCAGCUGGAAAACACCCGCUCAUUGUACAAGCUGGCUAUGACAAGGAUAUUCGCAUGACGGCACUGAACAUUGUCCCACUACAGAUAGACGCGCUCAUGCAGGCUUCUCUUAUAGUGCCCUUUGUUGAUGUCACAAAGGACGGACAAACACCUAUCGGCGUCCCGGUCAACUACUACAUAGGCGGGACUAACGGACAACCGCUCCAGGCAAUUGUGCCCAGUGUCGCCUCAGGCGUUUCGCCCUUUGAGGGAACCACUAUCUUCCCGGCGACAUUUUCUCCUGAUACGUCAGCUGCGAGGGUUCUCCCCAAUGGCUUCAAUAGUAUCCAGGUGAAACCCUUUCUUCUACCAAACACUAUCUCUGGCCCAGGAAUCUACGCUGAAGCAUUCGACAUUUCGUUCAAAAUAACAGACAGCUCCCCUUAUACAGCUCACACUUUCCACUCGCUCUUGAACAUUCCCCAACUUCUCAAUACAAACAAGUGUCAGCGCAAUACUGUCUAUUUCAACGAGUCGUCUUCUGAGCCGCUGAUGGCCAUUGGGGAGGUGACACUCUACCAUCAGAUUCUAGCUACACCUCCACAGGGACUAGAAGGAGUUUAUCAGGAUGUGUAUUGCUAUUCAGCUAAUGGCCAAGUUGUCUCGAGUGUUGGCGAACCUUGCAAAGUUGCGGCUGCCAAUAUGGACCCUGAAGCUAGGGUGUAG